Messenger RNA from Cylas formicarius (sweet potato weevil), 1403 nucleotides. RefSeq lists its product as uncharacterized. Lineage: Eukaryota; Metazoa; Arthropoda; Insecta; Coleoptera; Brentidae. Gene Ontology annotation, molecular function: protein binding. The transcript is spliced from 6 exons. The coding region runs from base 237 to 1316 and encodes 359 amino acids. The record is from RefSeq and is a predicted model, not a curated record.
GCUGGUUGCCCACAACGUGCCAUAAAUAUGCAUGUGUGCCGCAAUAACGUCGUACCAUUUUUUCCGUAAACGUUAGUUUUUCGGGUUGAUUUUUUCUUUCGCGCGCUUUUUACGGGGUGUCGGCGAUUUUCGCGAACAGCGCCACGAUGGUUAUACGAUGUCAUCGCCACAGAAUCCUGCACGAUUUGCUCCCGGAUAUCUAAGAAGGUGCAGUUCUUCAAAGUGCCAUAAAUGACAUGGGUCAAAAGCCAUCCCAUCAAGCGGGUGGCCGAUUUUUGCAAGACAAACUACGAUUCCUAUUCCCGAAAGAGUACCGUACUACACACAAUCCCCGACCGGAGCAGCCUAUCAAGUUUCAGUAUAAAACGACACGGAAAACAGUCGACAAGAACCAACAGAACGAAAAGUUACCACCAGUUAUCAAGAUUCAAACGAUAAAUAAUUUGAAAACUUGUGUCCAAGUGAAAAACACAAACGAAACUAAAGACAGUAAACCGGACCAAAGAAACGUGGCUAAACAAUACCUUCCAAUGAGGACAAAAAGUGAGCCGACUUUAGCGGUCGACAAAGUGCGCACCAGGAACCGACAAAAGAAAAAGACGGCGAAGUCGAAAAAUAAUUGGAAAGAAAAAGUGCAACAGUUUGGUUACGAAAUUCAAGAUGUCGAUGCGUUUUUAGCCAAGGCUACUUUGGAAAAACCGGCCAAUAUACCGAUAGUCUUGGCGUUUCCAAGCGUCCUCUACCAAACCCGAGUGGGUGGCUACCAAGCGGAAAUCUCACUACCCUUGGGUAUGGUGGUCAACGCAGUUUUCAAGAACCAACACUGGCUCUACGUGCAAACCCCCCAUGCCGAAGAAGGUUACGUCAGUUAUGCCGCUUGCUUGCCUUUAGGUAUCAUACCCCCUCCAGACGACGACACACCGUCGCCAUGUUGGGAAAAGUCGACUGACGUAUUCCCUAAACCUUCUGGCAAUAUGACGGACACUGAAAAACUUAGUUCGAAAUCAGACUGCAGUGGCGACAGGGAUAAUUACUGUAGGGCGGGAUACAGAACAGCCCUAAGUACAUGCGGUGAAAAAAGCGUGGACAGAUUGUAUUUAAGAGCUGCCGCCAUAGCCAAAGGUAGGGGAACAAGACAGACCUUACUAGUGAUAAACGAAGAUUACAAAGGUGUUGGACAGAGCGGCAUAUCUGUAAUGAAAAACGAAGUGGUUUUUUUGCUCAAUGCCAACUUCAAGGGUUGGUUUUAUGUUAAGAACAAGGAUGGUCGAGAGGGUUUUAUACCGUCUGCAGUGGCUGGUCAUGGAUUUUUGUAAAUAUAGUAUAUAAAUUAAUUAUUUAUUUUGUUUAUGAAUUGAAAAAAGAUAUUUGUAAUACUCGAUUCAGUUUUAUUGUGUCUUAGC